Anarrhichthys ocellatus (wolf-eel) is the source of this 2363-nucleotide messenger RNA. It is a transcript of the gene c9orf72, whose product is annotated as C9orf72-SMCR8 complex subunit. The transcript is spliced from 10 exons. The coding region runs from base 262 to 1650 and encodes 462 amino acids. Gene Ontology annotation, molecular function: guanyl-nucleotide exchange factor activity. Gene Ontology annotation, cellular component: endosome; autophagosome. The record is from RefSeq and is a predicted model, not a curated record. Gene Ontology annotation, biological process: autophagy; endocytosis. Lineage: Eukaryota; Metazoa; Chordata; Actinopteri; Perciformes; Anarhichadidae.
CAGCUCUGUCAACGGUGACGUAGGGCUGACGUACUAGGAAGUGUGUCGAAGACAAUAACACUGCAGGUGGCUAACCACUAUUCAAGCGUUGAGCUACAUGCUAACAGAAAACAAUGUAAUGAGGACAUAUCAGCAAAAUCCAAAACUCGUCCUCUGACAGACGCUGCGGUGUGGCCAUUCACCACCAUAAAGGUGAAGAACAAGUGUCUUAUCAUUCACUGGGACACUCGGGGGAGACGGUGACAUCUCCAGGCCCCUCCAAUGUCCUCUGGCUGUCCGCCCCAGUCACCCGCCGUGGCGAAGUCUGAGGUAGCAGUGGAGGGAGAAUGCCCGCUGCUGGCUGCCACCUUCGCCUACUGGGACAACAUCCUGGGGCCGCGGGUGCGCCACAUCUGGACGCCAAGGGGAGACCAGCUGAUGUUCCUCAGCGACGGAGAGGUCACGUUUUUGGCCAACCACACGCUCAACGGGGAGAUCCUGCGCAGCGCAGAGUGCGGCGCCGUGGACGUGAAGUUCUUUGUCCUGGCGGAGAAGGGCGUCAUCAUCGUGUCGCUCAUCUUCGACGGCGAGCUGAAGGGGGACAAGAACACGUGCGCCUUGUCCAUCGUCCUCCCGCAGACGGAGCUGGCCUUCUACCUGCCUCUGCACACCAUCUGCGUGGAGAGGCUGAAGCACGUCAUCCGCAAGGGACGCAUUUGGAUGCAGAAGGGCUACAACAUCAUCUCGGUGCUGAGCUUGGAGAUCGUCCCCAUCAUGGAGCUGUUGGCCUCCAUGAAGUCGCACAGUGUGCCGGAAGACAUAAACAUAAAAGACACCGUGCUAAAUGAUGAUGACAUCGGGGACAGCUGCCACGAGGAUUUCCUCCACAAGGCCAUCAGCUCUCAUCUGCAGACUUGCGGCUGUUCGAUUGUGGUCGGGAGCAACCCAGAGAAAGUAAACAAGAUUGUGCGGACUCUGUGCCUCUUCCUCACCCCGGCUGAGAGGAAGUGCUCCCGCCUCUGCAAGGCUGACUCUUCUUUCAAAUAUGACACGGGCCUGUUUGUUCAGGGUCUGCUCAAGGACUCCACGGGCAGCUUCGUCCUGCCCUUCCGCCAGGUGCUCUACUCCCCGUACCCGACCACGCACAUCGACGUGGACAUCAACACGGUGAAGCAGAUGCCACCGUGCCACGAGCACACGUACAACCAGCGGCGCUACAUGCGCUCCGAGCUGAGCGCCCUCUGGAAGACGGACAGCGAGGAGGACAUCCCCCCCGACACGGUCAUUCACACCGACGAGAGCUUCACGCCCGACCUGAAUAUAUUUCAAGACGUCAUGCAUAAAGACACUUUGGUGAAGUCGUUUAUAGACGAGGUGUUCAUGCUGAAGCCCGGCCUGUCCCUGCGGAGCACCUACCUGGCCCAAUUCCUGCUGCUGCUCCACAGGAAGGCCCUCACGCUGCUCAAGUACAUCGAGGACGACACGCAAAAAGGGAAGAAGCCCUUCCGAUCCCUGCGCAACCUAAAGACGGACCUGGAUCUGACGGUGGAGGGGGACCUGAACAUCGUCAUGGCCUUCGCAGAGAAGCUGAGGGCGGGGCUGCACUCGUUCGUGUUCGGGAAGCCGUUCUACACCAGCAUGCAGGAGCGAGACAUGCUCAUGAGCUUCUGACGCCUGCUCUUUUUACACGCUGCACGGCUACUGGAAACAGAUGUCGUAUUGUCUUUGGUUUGUUCUGUUGUUACAUCAAUGCAUGGCAACCAUUAGCCUGAAUGUUUGUUUCUGCUUUGUUGAAAUGAAAAGAACACAAACACGUUUUUUGCCUUUUUUUUUCUUUGUCUUGAUAAAUUCAAGGCAUGAUUUCAAAGACUGAUUGUUACAGCUAUUAUGAGCCAUCAGAAUUAAAAUUCUGAUACAUUGCCUUGAUCAACUGCAAGCAUAAUGUGAGUUUAAUGUUUUAAGAUAGCCAGAAUAAUUAUUCAUGUGUGCUAUGCCUUCUGUAUUCAUUUAUGGCGUUGAAAUCGGUGCCCACCAGGACAUUUGCAAUUUAUUUUAGAAAUCAUAUUUAUUAAAACACGAGUUAUCGGUGUCUUUGUUGCCUGUGUUAUACAAUAACCUCAAAACCUUUGAACUUGUGAAUGGCCUGUUUUUUUGUUUUUGUUAUUAUUUCUUUAAGAAGUUAAUGAAUGAGCCUGUGCACUGAUUGUGAAUAAUGCUGAUCAAGUGACAUUACAAAAAGAUUGUAAGUAAUCACAAAGAUUUCAUUGAAGUAAAAGAGAACGGCCAUCGAAGUCUCAUCACAAUCCUUCCUAACAAAGCACAUCUGACUGUGUAGCUGACAGUGAGUGUCAUUAUUAAAUGCGUUCGGCCAGCUGUGCAUAAGA